This is a messenger RNA of Dothidotthia symphoricarpi CBS 119687, 696 nucleotides long. RefSeq lists its product as uncharacterized. The transcript has 2 exons. Lineage: Eukaryota; Fungi; Ascomycota; Dothideomycetes; Pleosporales; Dothidotthiaceae. The record is from RefSeq and is a predicted model, not a curated record. Bases 1 to 696 code for a protein of 231 amino acids.
AUGUCAAGAGCAUUCACUAUCCGAACCAUCGGCCUUGGUUCUACAUACGAUAUCAUCAUCCUCAAACAAAAGUUCAGAGGCUGGUUUAGAAGCAUGAAGGUGAAAUACUUUCACAAACAUGGCGGCCCGCGAGAGCCGAGCAAAGAGACGGAUCUUUACUUCGAUUGGAGACGGAUGCGUGAGCCAGACAAUCAGACUUCAGGGAAUGCGCAUCCGGGUGAUGAACGAAUUAUACGACAAGCCAGCGGCCUGGCAAUGAAGAUGCGGAUGAAUCCAGAGGAUUUCGGCAGUCGAGGAGUCAAGACGCCGAGCGUGCAACCUACUGGCCAAUAUCUGGUGGUCAUAUGCCGAAUAUCAGGAUGGUCAUCAGCAAGAAAGUUCACUGCCGGAGGAUUGACAGUCGCUCGAUCCCAAGCCAAGGUGAUUGCAGACCUGGUGGCAGGUGGUCUCACCAUGGGAGACCGCCUGGCCGCCAACUGUCCAACCCCGAAGAAUUUCCUGCAGAUCAAGGCCACGGCGCACCACCGUUUGGGAGGAGACUUUACAAACUUCCAAAAGGCUGGAAAUGAUGCACCAGCGAUGGUGAAAGAUAUCAGGGCAAUAUUCAACAGCUUUCCCGAAGGGGCGGCCGUCACAGCCUUAAUUCGAUCGAUAGAUGGGAUCAGUAUCGAUGCCACUUUGCAGUUGAUCUGCUGA